AGUGAUUCUGGUGUCUUCAGCCUCCUUUCUUGGUCUCUGCCGUGUCACCGCGUUCCUAGAUCGAAUGCUUGGCCUAGACUCCUGGGCCCCCCAAUGAGACCAAACAUUCCUUAUUCGUUUUUGUCAUUUCUUUUUUUGAUCAAUAUGCUGUUUCUGUUUCUGCCUGUUAUCUUCACCGGUCGACCGGUGGUGAUCAACGUCUCUGUUUCUCAUUGCCAACCACCAGCUUUCAGCUUCAUCUGACCUUGCUUAUUAUUCCUCCACUCUCCGAAUAUCUUCGGUCAAGGUCCCAAGGGAUGGAGCUGAAAACCCAAGUCCGGGGAGUGGUAUUCCCGUGGCUAUUCUUAUCGAGACCCUUCCUCUGUAACCUGUCUCUCGCUUGCUUCUUCCUGUUGGCGAUCAACCCUUUUCCUUGUCUAGGACACAUAUCCGGUCUAUUGGAUGUCGAUGCCAAUCUUACUGCCGUACCAACAAACUCAGCCCUUUUUCUUCACACAGACCGUGACGGGCUCGCACACCGUUUUGGAUGACCCACCGUAUCGAACUUUUAUUAGUUGGUGGCAGCUUACCUAGUCUCUUUGG
Molecule: messenger RNA, 582 nt
Organism: Colletotrichum phormii
Lineage: Eukaryota; Fungi; Ascomycota; Sordariomycetes; Glomerellales; Glomerellaceae
Exons: 1
Coding region: 297-530 (77 amino acids)
Source: RefSeq, a predicted model, not a curated record